This is a messenger RNA of Rhea pennata, 6328 nucleotides long. It is a transcript of the gene XPO6, whose product is annotated as exportin 6. The record is from RefSeq and is a predicted model, not a curated record. NCBI's taxonomy places the organism in Eukaryota, Metazoa, Chordata, Aves, Rheiformes, Rheidae. Bases 113 to 3490 code for a protein of 1125 amino acids. Gene Ontology annotation, molecular function: nuclear export signal receptor activity; small GTPase binding. Gene Ontology annotation, biological process: protein export from nucleus. The transcript has 24 exons.
GCGGCCGGCGGGGGCUGGCCGGCGCAUGGGCGGGGAGGGCCCGCCACCGGCCGUGACAUGAGCGCAGCGCGGCGCCCUGCCUAGAGCCGCUCCGCGGGAGCCGCCCGCAGCCAUGGCAUCUGAAGAGGCCUCACUACGGGCUUUGGAGAGUCUAAUGACAGAGUUUUUCCACAAUUGCACAACAAAUGAACGGAAACGUGAAAUAGAGGAGCUUUUAAAUAACUUUGCCCAGCAGAUAGGAGCCUGGAGAUUCUGUCUCUAUUUCCUGUCAAGUACAAGGAACGACUAUGUAAUGAUGUACAGUUUGACUGUGUUUGAGAACCUAAUCAAUAAGAUGUGGCUUGGGGUCCCAUCUCAAGACAAAAUGGAGAUCCGCAGCUGCCUGCCCAAGCUUCUUCUAGCUCACCACAAAACCCUGCCUUACUUCAUCAGGAACAAACUCUGCAAAGUCAUUGUGGAUAUUGGCCGACAAGACUGGCCAAUGUUCUACCAUGAUUUCUUCACUAACAUCUUGCAGUUAAUUCAGUCUCCUGUGACUACUCCUUUGGGACUGAUCAUGCUGAAAACUACUUCAGAAGAGCUGGCAUGUCCACGAGAGGAUCUUAGCGUAGCCCGGAAAGAAGAGUUAAGGAAGCUGCUCCUGGACCAGGUGCAAACAGUACUUGGGCUCCUCACAGGUAUUUUGGAGAGCAUCUGGGACAAACACAGUGUUACUGCUGCCACUCCACCACCAUCCCCAACUUCAGGAGAAAGUGGUGACCUGUUAAGUAGCCUGUUGCAGAGUCCCAGUGCAGCCAAAUUAUUGAACCAGCCAAUCCCUAUCCUUGAUACAGAGAGUGAAUAUAUAUGUUGCCUGGCACUGGAGUGCCUGGCACACCUCUUCAGCUGGAUCCCUUUGUCCACUAGCAUCACCCCAUCACUCCUCACCACCAUUUUCCACUUUGCUCGCUUCGGCUGUGACACUCGAGUUAGGAAGAUGUCUUCUGUCAAUGGCAGCAGCCAGAACUCAGUAUUGGGACAGGAGCGUGGCCGACUUGGCGUCUUGGCUAUGUCUUGCAUCAAUGAACUGAUGUCUAAGAACUGCGUGCCUAUGGAGUUUGAAGAGUAUUUGCUACGGAUGUUCCAGCAGACUUUCUACCUCCUGCAGAAGAUUACCAAGGAGAAUAAUGCCCAUACGGUGAAGAGCCGGCUAGAGGAUCUGGAUGAAAGCUACAUUGAGAAGUUUACAGACUUUCUCCGUCUCUUUGUGAGUGUUCACCUACGAAGAAUUGAAUCCUACUCCCAGUUCCCUGUGGUUGAAUUUCUGGCGCUGCUGUUCAAAUACACUUUUCAUCAGCCUACCCACGAAGGCUACUUUUCCUGCUUAGACAUCUGGACGCUCUUCUUGGAUUAUCUGACUAGCAAAAUUAAAAGUCGUCUGGCAGACAAAGAAGCAGUACUCAACAGGUACGAAGAUGCCUUGGUUCUGUUGCUGACAGAAGUGUUGAAUCGAAUCCAGUUCAGGUAUAACCAGGCACAGUUGGAGGAGCUGGAUGAUGAGACACUGGAUGAUGAUCAGCAGACUGAGUGGCAGCGGUACUUGCGCCAGAGCUUGGAGGUGGUUGCAAAAGUCAUGGAGCUCUUGCCAACUCAUGCCUUCUCCACACUAUUUCCAGUUCUGCAGGAUAACUUGGAAGUGUACCUGGGACUCCAGCAGUUUGUGGUCACAUCAGGGACAGGUCAUAGGCUGAAUAUCACUGCAGAGAAUGAUUGUCGGCGUUUGCACUGCUCCUUGAGAGACCUGAGCUCCUUGCUGCAGGCUGUCGGGCGUUUAGCAGAAUACUUUAUUGGAGAUGUGUUUGCUGCCAGGUUCAAUGAUGCUCUUACAGUGGUAGAGAGGUUGGUAAAAGUAACACUGUAUGGGUCCCAGAUCAAGCUGUACAACAUCGAAACUGCAGUACCAUCUGUAUUAAAACCUGACCUUAUUGAUGUCCACGCUCAGUCCCUGGCGGCGUUGCAGGCCUACUCGCACUGGCUAGCGCAGUUCUACAGUGAAGUCCACCGGCAGAACCCGGAGCAGUUCAUCUCCCUCGUCUCCACUGCCCUGGAGGCAGUUACACCCCUCAUCAGCUCUAAGGUGCAAGAGAAGUUGCUGUUGUCUGCGUGCCACCUGCUAGUCUCUUUAGCCACCACAGUACGACCAGUGUUCUUGAUCAGCAUCCCAGCAGUGCAGAAGGUGUUCAACAGGAUCACAGACACAUCUGCUCAGCGGCUUCCUGAUAAGGCCCAGGUGCUAGUGUGCAGAGCACUGUCAAAUGUAUUGUUGCUGCCCUGGCCAAAUCUUCCAGAGAGUGAACAGCAAUGGGCAGUUCGCUCCACCAACCAUGCCAGUCUAAUCUCUGCUCUCACGAGAGAAUAUCGCCAAUUAAAAUCCAAUGCCAUCUUGCCACAGAGAAAAGUGCAACUGGAGGACACCAAAGUGAUCAUCCAUCAGACGCUCAGUGUUUUAGAAGAUAUUGUAGAGAGUAUCUCUGGAGAAUCCACCAAGUCCCGACAGAUCUGUUAUCAGUCACUGCAAGAAUCCGUGCAGGUCUCACUAGCCCUCUUCCCAGCUUUCAUUCAUCAGUCAGAUGUGACAGAUGAGAUGCUGAGCUUCUUCCUCACCCUAUUUCAAGGACUGAGGGUGCAGAUGGGAGUGCCUUUUACCGAGCAGAUUAUACAGACCUUUCUAAACAUGUUCACCAGGGAGCAGUUGGCAGAGAGCAUCCUCCAUGAGGGCAGCACUGGCUGUCGGGUGGUGGAGAAAUUUCUCAAAAUACUGCAAGUUGUGGUACAGGAGCCAGGCCAAGUUUUCAAGCCUUUUCUACCCAGCGUCAUCUCACUGUGCAUGGAGCAGGUCUACCCCAUCAUUGCAGAGCGCUCAUCUCCUGAUGUGAAAGCAGAGUUGUUUGAGCUGCUUUUCCGGAUUCUCCAUCAUAACUGGCGGUACUUUUUCAAAUCCAGUGUUUUGGCCAGUGUCCAAAGAGGAAUAGCAGAAGAGCAGAUGGAGAAUGAAGCACAGUUCAGUGCCAUUAUGCAGGCGUUUGGCCAAUCCUUCCUGCAGCCUGACAUUCACCUGUUCAAGCAAAAUCUCUUCUACUUGGAGACACUGAACACCAAGCAGAAGCUGUACCACAAGAAGAUCUUCCGGACAACCAUGCUGUUCCAGUUUGUGAAUGUGCUACUUCAGGUGCUUGUCCACAAGUCGCAUGACCUGUUGCAAGAGGAGAUUGGCAUUGCCACUUACAAUAUGGCCUCAGUGGACUUUGAUGGCUUCUACUCAGCCUUUCUCCCUGAGUUUCUGGCCAGUUGUGAUGGUGUGGACUCUAACCAGAAAAACGUGCUGGGAAGGAAUUUCAAAAUGGACAGGGAUCUGCCAUCGUUUACCCAGAAUGUGCACAGGCUGGUGAAUGACCUGCGUUACUACAGACUCUGCAAUGACAGUUUGCCCCCUGGAACUGUGAAACUAUAGUUACUGCACUGGACUCGUGUUCUGAUCACUGUAGGGAAUGGAUCCGUAUUUCUUUUGUCACCACAUUCUCUCCUCCCUGAUUUUGUCAGUACUGCAGGACGCAGUGUCUUGCACAUGGGCACAUGUUAUUGGAUUCACGCACCACGCUUCCUUUUCUUCUCUCCCAACCCAAAGGCCCCCCAAUUGGAGUCAGCACUGUCUGCAGGAUGUGUCUUAACGCCCAACCACAGGGCAAUUCAACUGUAUGGAAAGUCCUCUCACUGGGGUUUUGUUUUACUAACGUAGCACUUUGUUGCGUCCAGAGAUUACUGUGGAGUUGUCUUGAGAGAUCUUGUGAGUAUCAAUCAUGAGACAGAAGCGCCAAAGACUACUUCAGACAUUCAUACCUUCGUGUCAUUCCACCUUCUUGCCCCUGCCCAGCUCUCAGAGGAGGAGACUCAUGAUGUUGGGACUGUUUUGGCACUUCUGUCACUCCCUUUGUUUUUAAAUUGCCUUGAAAACCUCCCUGCUGUUUGUGGGGAUUAGAGACUUUUUUUAAAAAAAAACGUUUUCUCAUCAUUCCAUUGUGAUACUAAAACAACAUGCUUAAUGGAAAUAAAGUGCUUACUUUGUUGUUUUAAAUAACUUGUCUUAGUUCCCUUGUAGGCCUGUCUGUCACCAAGCCUUUUUGCUAGAUCAUGUUUCAUACUGUAGAUAGUGAUCUCUUCAGCCCUUCUGCCCUGUAUGCGUUGCCCAUACAGUGCCGUGGGUGCAGACGUGCCUUGCCCAGGCUCCAUGGGAGUCGAUCUGCUCUGACAGAGGUGGGCUUGAAGGGAGAUGACUGCACGAGGGACAUGUCUGAGUGGUGACAUGGAGUCAGUGAGCACUUGUGGCAUAGUUUCUGUAGUUCAAGAUUUGUGGAAAAUGACGACAGCUUGCCAUGUGAAGACGGUGUUUGCUGUUUGGAUAGCCUGUUUGCAGUCAGAGCCUGCAUGCAGGUCUGAACUGGGGCCAGUUUGUUUAUGGGCUUCCUACCCUCCAGUGCUGGAGUUGGAAGAUACACGUGAACCAAAGAGUCCAGCCUACUGAGGACAUGCUUCACCAGGUACAGUCCAUACAACUGAGCUGUGUGAACUGUUGUUAGCAGAGAUCUGUCCGCUGCAUGACCAUCAGCUUGGAAGAGGGUGAUGAUCUGGCACAGAGAGAGACCUCUGACCACCACGAGACUGUAGAGCUGUGACCUACUCAGAGGACAGCCCGCUCUGUUGUGUAGAUGCAUUCGGUGCCCUGAUCAGCAGCUCACACUAGCACGACCCAAGGUGGCUCCGGUGUUCUGCCCUGCUGAGAACUGCAGCAAGAGAUGGUGGUGGCCACCUGCCACCUUUGUGGCCAAGCACUCUGCAACUGUGGCUUCCUUCUGAAAUGUGCUAACAGGAGAGUAGUUAAGACCUGCUCACUACUGAUCUUGGUACAACGAGACCAACAUCAGCCCUUCCGUGCUGUGGAUACUGUAGCUGGUACUGCCUCGUCCUGCUGCUUGCAGUGCCAGCUGCUGGUGGAGGAUGAUGGUAUGUGCCAGAGACUUGUGUGAGUGCUAGGACUCGGUGAUGAUAAAGUCUGAGGGCCAUAGUCUUGCUGGAAUAUCAGAGAGCUCUUGGGUAUCCUUCAACUGCUAGAGAAAGUUCUCUUGUGAAGAAAUUGCGAAGCACUGGUGUGGAGGGGCCCCUGCAGAGAAGCUGGGGGACCCCCUGACUGUCUCUUACUGCCCUGCUGGGGCUGUAUGAGUUAGCCGGUCUCUUGUUGGCCUGCCGCAGCAUUCCUAGGGUGCAGAAGUGUGUUUCAAGAGCAAAAAUGGUGUCUACGUCAACACAAGAGGAGCUGGUCUUGUCCUGGCUCUGGGACCCGAGUUACCUGUGAGUCAAGCAGGUCACCUCUAACCCCAGAGCCUGUACUACCAUCUUGCAGGAAAGGAUUCUACACCAAAUGACUGCUGUGGCUUGACACAGAUGCUUCAUUUUGCUCUGCUCUGAGCAUAGUUCUCCAGGCCGGUGGUGGCUCUGUGUCUUGCAAAAUUUUUGGUUGAUCUAGUUAGUUUGCUAAUACAAGGUGAAAGUGCAUGUGUUUUUCCCUUGCUGACCCCUUGGUCAAGGGCAGCAGUUUGGAAGAUAUCCAAGCAACCUGCAAAGUGCUGUUUGACCCUUGCUGUGCAGAGAAAACAAUUUCUCCUUUGCCAGUCAUCGUGUGACUUCCAAACAAGUCCCUAUGCGUAAACAAAAAUGCUCCCAGACAGCAUUGUGGAAAAAUCCACCUUUUUUGAUGAGCUCAGCUGAGGUUCCUCAUCUCAGUAGAGGAGGCAACAAGAGAUCACUCUGAUGCCAUCCUAGCUCUGUUGCUGCUGUCGCUGGCUCAAGCUGCUGUAGUCUCUCCGUGUCCCAAGAGAGAGGGGAGGUAUGGCACUGUAUCCCAGGCCCUCUUGGAAACCUGGGACCAGGCACCACUCUGGGACUGAGCAGAGCUCUUUGCUAGUCCCCUCUGUCCUGCCAAGGCCUAUAAGCAGUGGGAGAAAGUUGUGCUUGGGCAAAUGAGCUAGAGGAAGAAGCCAAAGAACUGAGAUUAAACAUAAUCCCUCUAACUUGCUCAUCUCCUGCCUCUGUUACCCCCCUCCCCUGCUCAGGAGGGCAGUGGAGGGGUAGCAGCAGCGGAGCGGAGCUCCUUCUGCAGCUCGGGGCAGGAGGAAGCUGCUCUCGCCUGAUCUGUGUUUCCAACUGCUUUAAUCUUCCUUAAACUGCUCCCUUCCUCCGUAGCAUCGCUGCUUCAGCCCGACACGCUGGCACGUGGCCCCUUCAGGCAGGACCUUCC